Molecule: messenger RNA, 1839 nt
Organism: Nicotiana tabacum (common tobacco)
Lineage: Eukaryota; Viridiplantae; Streptophyta; Magnoliopsida; Solanales; Solanaceae
Product: (-)-germacrene D synthase-like
Biological process (GO): diterpenoid biosynthetic process
Molecular function (GO): magnesium ion binding; terpene synthase activity
Source: RefSeq, a predicted model, not a curated record
CAUGAAAGAAGAAACAAUAUGUACAAGUCAAUUAGUUAUCAAGUCUUUCAAGUCUAGUAAAACAUCUGCGACCAAAAAUAGAGAAAAUGGAGGUUAACAAUAUUGUUCAUAAACCAACUCGUCGGUCUGUAGAUUACCAUCCAAGUGUUUGGGGUGACUAUUUCCUUGCAUAUGAUUCUUCCCUUACGGAAAUUUAUCCUGAUGAGGAGCAAGAAGUUGAAGUGCUUAAAGAAGAGGUGAGGAAGAUGCUAGUAUCAGAUCAUGCUGUAUCCACACAAAAAUUAGAGUUAAUUGACAUGAUCCAACGACUGGGAGUAUCGUAUCAUUUUGAAAACGAAAUUGAGGAAUCACUUAAACACAUCUACAACAGCUGCAGUGAAUUUGAUGAUAAUGAUGAGGACCAUAAUAUGCUUGAGACACUUGCUCUUCGAUUUCGAUUGCUAAGACAAGCCGGAUAUAACGUCCCAUGCGAUGUCUUGGAAGAAUUUAUGGACGACGAAGGAAAAUUCAAGGAAGUAUUGGUAAGUGAUGUGAAGGGAAUUUUGAGCUUGUAUGAAGCAGCACAUGUUGGGGUUAAAGGAGAGAAUAUUUUAGAAGAAGCAUUAGCUUUCACUACAACUCGACUUAAAUCUGUGGUACCUAACUUGAGUGGUCUCCUUUUAGCACAAGUAGCUCAUGCCUUAAAGAUGCCAAUUCAAAGAACAUUAGAAAGAGUAGCAGCAAGGCAAUACAUAAAUAUCUAUAAAGACAGUCCUAAGCAUAAUGAAUUGCUACUACGAUUCGCACGACUUGAUUUCAACAUGUUGCAAAAGGUACAUCAGAAAGAGCUAUGUGGUAUUACAAGGUGGUGGAAAGAUUUGGAUGUCGAAAGAAAAUUUUCAUUUGCUCGAAAUCGUGUGGUAGAAGCCUAUUUUUGGAUAUUAGGAGUAUAUUUUGAGCCUCAAUAUUAUCGUGCUCGAAUAUUUACAACCAAAGUAAUCUCCCUUGCCUCCAUAUUGGACGACUUAUAUGAUGUUUAUGGAACCCUCGAUGAACUUAAAAUGUUCACCGAUGCCAUUGAGAGAUGGGACAUAAAUGCAUCAAAGCAGCUACCUCCAUAUUUGAAGCUCCUAUACCAUUAUAUUCUUGAUGCUUUCGCUGAAAUGGAAGAGUUGUUGGCAAAUGAAAACAAAUCCUACCGAAUUCACUAUGCAAAAGUAGAGCUGAAGAAAGUGUGUAAAGCAUAUUAUCAAGAGUUCAAGUGGUAUGAUGCUGGAUAUAUACCAACAUUUGAGGAGUAUUUGAAAGUGGCACUGGUAACUGCAUGCCAUAUGUUGCUCUCCACAAUUUCUUUGGUUGGUAUGGGAGAAAUUGUCACUAAGGAGAACUUUGAUUGGAUUACAAGUGAACCUCUAAUGGUAAAAGCUUCAUCUAUAGUAUGUCGAUUGAUGGAUGACAGAGUUGGACAUCAGUUUGAACAAGAAAGAGGGCACGUAGCUUCAGCAGUUGAAAGUUACAUGAAAGAGUUUGGUGGUUCAAAGCAGGAAGCUUAUGCCAAGUUUGAAAAACUUGUAGCAAAUGGAUGGGAAGACGUAAAUAAAGAAUGCCUUUAUUCUGUGCCUGCACCCCGGCCUAUCCUCUUGCGAGUACUCAAUUUAACCCGUGUGAUCAAUCUCUUGUACAAGGAUGAAGAUUUAUAUACAAACUCCAAAACCAAGCUAAAGGAUAUCAUUACCAAAGUAUUAGUCGAACCAUUUAAAACAUAGUUUUUCAAUUAUGCAAUGUAUUUUCAUCGUGUAUUAUUUAAAGUAUAAUAAUGUUUUGAUUAAUGUACUGGUAUUCGACUUAAAUAUGAAUAAA